Messenger RNA from Didymodactylos carnosus, 1344 nucleotides. The record is from the annotation of a GenBank genome assembly. Lineage: Eukaryota; Metazoa; Rotifera; Eurotatoria; Philodinida; Philodinidae.
AUGCCACCGGCCAACAAAAUCUUGACCGGUGAUCGGCGUAAAUGUGGCGACCGGACCGGACCGUUCGAUGCUUCACAUGCUCAAAAGCCAGAGCCUAAACGUGGAUUUACACCAGAAACCGUCGCAGGACAGGGCUGCCAUAUUGUCCUGCCGCCCUGUCCAGCCGGGCAGGGCGAUAUAUUUUUUUAUUAUGUGAGUAUGUGCGGAGAUGGUGCAAACGAUUGUGGUGCUUUAAAAGCAGCUCAUGCUGGUAUUUCACUAUCCACUGCCGAUGCUUCUGUAGCAAGUCCGUUUACAUCAAAAACUCCUACAAUUGAGUGUGUACCGACAGUUAUUCGUGAAGGUCGAGCUGCCCUUGUUACAUCGUUUGGUGUAGUAAAAUAUAUGGUUGCAUACAGUUUAACACAAUUUAUGUCUGUUAUUAUGCUUUAUACGAUUGGUAAUAAUUUAACGGAUCCAGAAUUUUUAUACAUCGAUUUAGGUUUGAUAACGUUAUUAGUACUCUUGUUUAGUCGUACAGCAUCCUAUCCGUUUUUGGAUCCAAAACCUCCUCGAACAAAAUUGAUAUCAUGGAAACCACUUGUAUCGAUUAUUGGUCAAUUAUCUAUAUGUAUAGCAUUUCAAGCUUUUAUAUUUAUCUACAUUCAAAAAUUACCAUGGUACGAGGCGUACGAAUUUAAUACGGAAAAAGAUUAUCGGUCUUAUAUUAAUACAGCUGUAUUUUGCCUGUCAACUUAUCAAUACAUUUGGGAAUCUAUUAUUUUCUCGCGUGGAAAACCAUAUCGACAAUCAAUAUUCUCAAAUUGGUUAUUUUUGGCUUCUAUUAUUAUAUGUUUUACAUUUAAUACAAUAUUAUUACUCUCGCCAGGAAUUGAACCACUUUGGAACAUUAUUCAACUACGAAUGUUUCCCGAUUUCAACUUCAAGCUAUUGAUACUUGGCUUGACAAUACUGAACUUUUUGCUCAUGUUUCUAUUUGAGGAAUAUUUUAUUGAAAAUGAUCAUAUAAGUUUUAAACGACAUCAAAAUGAUAGUAAUAUGAUGUCUUCUGUUGAUAAUGAUUAUACAAGAAAUAUUCGUUCUGAUCUGCACUACGUUCGAAUUGAACAUCAAAUUCGUCAGACACCAAAUUGGCCUCCGAUUAUUACUAAUGCUGAAGACAGAACAAUUAAUUCGAUUGUCACCAGAACACAUGAUAUAACGAAUAAUAAUCAUCAUGACAAUAACUCGAUAGCUAUUGAUGAUUCUUUUGGAAGUACAAAUCAUUUAAUUACUACAACAGUAGGAAAUAUUCAACGAUCAGGGUCUACGCCUAACAAUGAUCUUUAUUCAAUCCAUCUUUGA